AUGAUUUAUCAAAAUCCAGAUGAAAACAAAGAAAAAACUAUGGAACGAAUUUAAAACGAAUAAAGUGCUAGCUUAAAUGAAUUAGAUAGCCAACCUUUUAACUCUAAAUUUGAUAUCACUUUAAACAAAAGAAAUAGGAAAAAGCUUAACUAUAAAGCUUAAGAAUUCCCUUCUUAAAAUUUAAGCAAAUAGGAUGAGGAAAAAUGUGAUUUAAACUAAAAUAUUUUAGAAGGCCAUGGCAGUGAAUAUACCAUGAUAAGCAUGGAAUAAGACAUUACACACAAUAAAAGGCUUAAAAAGAAAAAUAGCGAAGUGAAUGGGAGUGAAUCUCUAUCGGAAAUCCAAGCAAAAUCAAAUGAAAUAAGUUUUGAAUAUAAUUAAGAUGGUUCUCUUUAUCAACAAAGCAGUGAAGUAACUGAUUCUAAUAUAUCAAAAGAAGAUGAAUUUGAAAAUAUAGGAAAAGUAAGCACUUCCAGAUAAACAAACAGAUCUUUUUUCUUCAACAGCAGUGUUUCUUAGCAUAGAAUUUUAUCAAAGCAGCUUGAAAGAAUGAAAUCUAAGUGCUCCUUAAAUCUGCAGCUAAAUAAGUUAGAAUCUAAACAAGAUAGCUAAGAAGAUGAAGAAAAUGAAGUGGAAGAAGAUGAAGACGAUGAAGAAGUCGAAUAUGAAGAUGAAGAAGAUGACAGCAGCAAACUUAAUUAUUAAAAAAUAGAUAACGAUUUAUAAUAAAAAAGCUGGAAAAAAAGAUUGGCAAACGAUUAUUUAAUAUUGGAAAUAUUAGGAAACGGUGGAUAAGGAAAAGUGGCAACAUUUCUUGAUAAAAACAAUAACAAUAUUAUAGCAUUAAAAGAAUUUGCAAGGAUAUAAGAGUUUGACAGAGAGUCUAAGAUUUAUAAAUUUUUAUAAGAGCAUACUGGACUUCACGACUAUAUCAACUUGAUGCUUGAUGAAGACAGGAGCUAGAGAUAAAUAAAAAUGCAAAUGGGUUGCUGUAAUCUCUAUGAGAUGUACAUUCAUAUGAAAAACUAUAAUACUUCGUUUCCUAAAAACUAGAUAUGUUGGGAACAAGACCACCUAAUUAAAAUAUUUAGAUAACUAAUUCAUGGCCUUAUAGCAUUUAGACGAAACAAAUUCUUUCAUGGUGAUAUAAAGCCUCAUAAUUUAAUGCUCUUCUCAGUAGAAAAUGUAUUUAAUCACUAUAUGGUUAAAUAUAUUGACUUGGGAGCUGCUGGAUUCGAAGAAAAAGAGUACUAUGAAUUUUAUUCUGAUUAGUUUUAUCACCCUGAAUAUUUGGAUAUGAUUGUAAUGAAAGAGUAUGUACUCAGCGAAGUAGAAGUUAAUAUUUGUGAAAUAUUCGCAAUCAUCCGUUCAAUUUGGAUUAUAAUAUGCUUCGAAAGAGAAGAUGUUAAUAACUUUAAAUAAUAUCCUGAACUUGAUUUUGGAAUAGAAUUUAUUAAAUCAAAAUAUCCAAGACUUGCUUCACUUAUGCAAAAAGUAGUUGACUUCAAAGGAGAUUUAGAUUUGAUUGAAAAAACUAUUAACGAAGAUUAGUUAAAUGAAUCUAUUAUCAAUCCAUUGAAUAGCUUGUGUUUGAUUGACCCUUUUAAGAUAGAUGAAUAUAAACAAAAAUACUGCCACUUUGAUAUUACAUAGAAUUAUUUAAAAUUAAGUGACUAAAUGAAGGAGUUAAUUUAGAAUAUUAUUUAAAUGAAGAAAGAAAAAUUUAUAAAUGAGUAAAGUGAAGACUAACUUUAAGAACUUUUUGAAAUUUUAUACAGUUUGGGAUAAGAUCAGAGAGCUCUUGAAAUAUUUCAUAAAUUGGAGUCUUCAUACGAGAGAUAAUUUAAGGUAUUAUUGGGUGAAGAAAAAGGCAAAUUAGAUAAUAAACAACUUUCAGAAGAAAAUGUUUAUACAAAAGUAAGGGUCAUAAAAGAGAGUAUAAUAUUGUUAAAUGAAAAGGGUGAACUUGAUAAAGCUAUUUUUUGGAAUAAAAAGCUUUUAAAUUUAUUUUCUUCUACUAAAUGGAGGAACAAUAGAGAGGCUAUUUUAGCUACUAUUUAGUAUUCUAUUUUAUUAAAUACUAAGGGUGAUGUGAUGUCAUCUCUAUAAAUGUCAAAAGAUGCCAGAAAUAAGUACAAAGAAAUGGUUUUUGAGUAAGUUCAAUAAAAUAAAGAAACCUUUAAGAUUUAGCUUCAAAGAGACUCUCUGUAUGGCUAUAUUUGCUAAGUCAUUGGGAGACUUUAUGUAGAAAUUAAUUCCUAUAGCAAUGGUCUUAAAUAUUUAAAAUAGGCUUUACAAAUUUUUGAAUGCUUAAAAAAAGAAAAUUUAAAUUAGAAUAGCUAAACUAAUCUAAAUGAGAGUGAAAUAGAAUUCGAAGACUUAAAUAAUAUGAUUUAGCUAACUCUCAUUAAGCUUUCUCAAGCAAGUCUCUUUUUAAGGCAUAAUAAUAAAGCACUAGAGUAUAUAGAUGCAGCUAUUUAGAAAGGUAAGUAAAUGUAUGGAGAAAGACUGAAUAAGCAGCUUGCUUCAUGCUUGAACAUUAAGUCUCAUAUUUUGAAACAGUAAAACUAAGAUUUGUAGGCCUUAGAGCUUCAAAACAAAUGUUUGGAGAUUAGAUUAAAAAUACAUAACCAAGUUGACCACAGGUUUAUUUCAAAUAGUUUGAACUCGAUAUCUCUUCUAGAAAGUAAAAUUGGUUUCCACGAAUAAGCACUUUAAAAUUAAGAAUAAUGCUAUUAAAUGAGAUUAAGACUUUAUCAAAAAAACAAUCCUUUUCAUAAUUAAAUUAUUUCUUGUUUAAGAAACUUUGGUAUUAUUUAUUUGAAAAAAGGAGAUUAUGAAAAAUCAGAAUCUUACUUUCUUUAAGCUCUUGAACUUGCUGAUAAAAGCAAUGACUUAUUCUCAAAAAUGAACAGUCUUAAAAUGUUAGAAAAAUAUUAUAAACAAGUUCAUCAAAUUGAAAACUAUAAAAAAUAUUAAAAUCUUAGAAUUUAAACAAAACUAUAGAUACUAGAAGUGAAAAAGAAUAUGUAGAUUCAAAAGGAAUAUCAAAAUUCAAUUAAUUAAUCAAGGAGAAAAAUGAGUUCCUAAACAGAAAUAGUUGUAAGUAGUCCUAUUAGCUAACACUAACAGGCUAGCGAUGAAGAAAAUGGAAACAAUAGUGCUGAAAGCAAGAAAUUAAGAAAAUCUGCUUAAAAAAAGCAAUAAAAAGGAUAAUCAAACUUAGAUUCGUCUUAAUUAACUUCCUAAGAUUAAAUUUAGCUUACUAAAUCCUACCCAAUAGAAAUAACAUAGUCAAUAAUAAUCAAUAAAGCUAUUGAUAAAAAAUAGAAAAAUUAAACUAAAUCUUUUGCUAAAGUAAAAUCCCCAACUUCUUCUAAUGGUGAAAUAUAAGCUGAAAAAGCUCCAAAACCUAGACCAAAAUAUAAGAAGAAAACUAGAAAUAUUUAGUUAAAUUCAAUAAUCAUAGAAGAAAGUGUAUAAGAGAUCAAAGAAGAAUCAAAUGAAAAAGCUGGAUUUUCUUAAUUACUUGAAAGUUAGCCAAUAAAAGAUUAGCAACUAGAAAAGCAAAACUAUAAAAAAAAUGAUGGAAAAAGGCAUCCAAAGAAAAAAAAUAAUAAGUCUUAAUCUGAAAUAGGAGAAAUACCAAUCUAAGAUGAUGACAAUAAUAAUAACAAUAACACAAUUUCUUUGAAAAAUAAAAUUUAAAAAUAAUAUGUUGAAGACCCAAACGAUAUUUUUAAAGACACAUAAAAAAUAGCCAAAAAUAGAUUAGAUAACUUAUCAGAAAUUGAUAUUGAUAAAAACUAAAAAUCGUUGCAUACUACAUUUUAGAGAGGCAAAACAAAAUCUUACCAAGAAUAAACUCCUUGUGAUGAUAAUCAGAAACCUGCCUAUUAGAAUUAAAAGCCUACAAAUAAUAAUAACAGCAACAAAGGCACUAAUAACCUAUUAUAAAGUAAUGAUAAAAAGUAUAAUAAGUAUAAAGGAAAUAAGUAUCAAAAGGGAAAGAACAGCAAUCUCAACAAGAGUAAUAAAGACCUUUACCAAGAAUAAGAGUAUAUUGAGGUAAUAUAAACCGAAUCUAAGUAAUAACCAAAAUAAGAAUCAUUUGAAGAAAAAAAAUGUUGA
This is a messenger RNA of Tetrahymena thermophila SB210, 4131 nucleotides long. Its product is annotated as kinase domain protein. Gene Ontology annotation, molecular function: ATP binding; protein kinase activity; protein binding. The record is from RefSeq and is a predicted model, not a curated record. Gene Ontology annotation, biological process: protein phosphorylation. NCBI's taxonomy places the organism in Eukaryota, Ciliophora, Oligohymenophorea, Hymenostomatida, Tetrahymenidae. The transcript is spliced from 2 exons.